AUUCUGAAUUGAUUGUUGUAAAGCUACACACACAACUCUGUUCAUUUCGCUUUAUUGAAGCUGUCGUCUUGCUUUUUUAGCAUAAUCAACAAGUGAGUUCAGAUCGUUCUGUUUGGUGUACGUUUAAUAAGAUCUGAUUGACAUGGAAAAUCGCAAGGGCGAGAAAAAUGCACCAUGGAUGUCGGUCCCACAAUUUGGGGAUUGGGACCAAAAGGGACCUCUCCCAGACUACUCAAUGGAUUUCUCAAAGAUAAGAGAGAUGAGGAAACAAAAUAAGAGAGAUAUAUCAAGGGCUAGUAUUGGUAAUGAAGAAGAAUUUGUUUCCUCCAACACUGCAAAACUUAAUACAGCAAAUAACAGUGCUCCCCACCAUAGUUAUGAUGAGGAUCACCACUCUCCAACUGUGAGGAGAAGCAUUUUGAGCUACUUCAAUUGCUGUGUAAAAGCUUGAUCCAACAUGACCUGAAAAAAAAAAACUUUUUUUCUGCUUUUGUAGUCGAAGAAGCGUUUAGCUGCUAUGUUGUUUGUUCAUUCUUUUUGCUUUGUUUUUCAGUCAACUUGUUAAUGAAACGAAUGCGAUUUGUGAAUUUGUGAUCAUGGUGGGGAUGCGUGCAUAAGUGGCACAAGUAACUAGAAAUGUGUAAUUUCGAUUUGACUGAUUUAGGCUGUAAAAUGUCGAUCAGAAGGAUUCAUUAUAACACUUUCACAAAACAAAUGGUGACUUGAUUUUGUAUGAAAUUUAUGUUUUUUGGGCCUCUUACAAAAGAAG
Messenger RNA from Lactuca virosa, 769 nucleotides. The record is from the annotation of a GenBank genome assembly. NCBI's taxonomy places the organism in Eukaryota, Viridiplantae, Streptophyta, Magnoliopsida, Asterales, Asteraceae.